Molecule: messenger RNA, 2165 nt
Organism: Stomoxys calcitrans (stable fly)
Lineage: Eukaryota; Metazoa; Arthropoda; Insecta; Diptera; Muscidae
Product: putative ATPase N2B
Exons: 5
Coding region: 314-1705 (463 amino acids)
Cellular component (GO): cytoplasm; mitochondrion
Molecular function (GO): ATP binding; ATP hydrolysis activity
Source: RefSeq, a predicted model, not a curated record
AUUAUUUACGUACUAAAAGGAAGAAAAACUAUUGCCAAAAAAAAUUGAAUUCAUGGUCGAAGACGAAAGACCUGUGGUGCCUCGCUCUUGAAAACGGAAAAAACAACAAAAGAAACAUCUACUACGGCCAUAGCCCGCGUAUUUAUGUAAUAUGUCAGUGGAAAAUAGUUGACGACAUCCCAAUAAAAAAAUUACAUUAAUUUGCAAAUUGAGUUCUGGAAAUUUUAUUAUCAACUACCAACUUACAUAAGGUAGUGGAUAAGAGUUUGCAAGGGUGAAAAAGGGUGGUGACCCCAAAAAAAAACAAAUAAAAAUGUUAUCAUCCAAAGUUUGGAUAAGUUUGGUGGACGCACAACAGCAGGUUCUGUUGCUGUCGACAGCAUUAUCCACACAAAAAUUAUCGAGACGUUACUUGACACCCAUGCAGGCUUACGAGCAGAGGCUUCAAUCGAAAGAACUCUUGCCCGAUAAGGAUCAAAAGCAGACCACCCAAGAAUUAGAGGAUUUGUACAAUACCCUAAAAACCUAUCAACCUAAACCAGUGAGGGUAGAAGCUCCCGGCGGAGGGGGAUUUUUCGGAAGAUUCAUGAAGAAGGAACAAGCGGCUCCCAAGAUUGAACUACUCAAUGAAACGGCUCCCAAGGGCAUGUACAUCUAUGGCAGUGUGGGCGGAGGUAAAACCACGCUCAUGGAUAUGUUCUACAAUUGCUGUGUGGAUAUACCCAAGAAACAGCGAGUUCACUUCAACUCUUUCAUGUCCAAUGUGCACACCCUCAUUCACAAAGUAAAACAGGAACGUGGACCUCAGGAUCGUGCUUUUAACUCGGAAAAACCUUUACCCUUCGAUCCUACGCUGCCCGUUGCGGAAAUGAUUGCAGCCGAUUCAUGGCUAAUAUGUUUCGAUGAGUUUCAGGUCACCGACAUUGCGGACGCCAUGAUACUAAAAAGUCUGUUUACCCAUCUCUUUAAUGAGGGCAUAGUGUGCGUGGCAACAAGUAAUCGCCACCCCAAUGAUUUGUACAAAAACGGCUUGCAACGCAGUAAUUUUAUUCCCUUCAUUGGAGUUCUAUUGAAUCGUUGCAAUGUCUCCGCCAUGGAUAGUGGAGUGGAUUAUAGGCGCAUAGCCCAGUCGGGGGAUACAAAUUAUUUUGUAAUUUCACAAACCGAUGCCAAGGCACAAAUGGAGCGUAUGUUUAAGAUUUUAUGCUCGCAGGAAAAUGACAUCAUUCGUCCAAGGACCAUAACACAUUUUGGACGUGAUUUAACAUUUCAGAGAACAUGUGGUCAAGUUUUGGAUAGCAAUUUUGAGGAGCUUUGUAAUAGGCCCCUGGGUGGCAGUGAUUAUAUACAAAUUGGUCAGUUUUUCCACACGGUGCUCAUACACAAUGUGCCUCAGUUAACGUUGCUCUUGAAAUCCCAAAUGAGACGUUUCAUUACCUUAAUCGACACUUUGUAUGAUAAUCGGGUGAGAGUUGUCAUUUCGGCCGAUGUACCUUUGGAUCAGUUGUUUUGUUUUAGCGAUAAACCCAAAGAUUUUGCUGAUGAUCAACGCAUGCUUAUGGAUGAUUUAAAACUUACUGCGAGUGAUACCUCGGCCAGUGUGUUCACGGGCGAGGAGGAAAUGUUUGCCUUUGAUCGCACUAUUUCACGUCUAUACGAAAUGCAAAAGAAAGAAUAUUGGGAGCAAUGGGCUAAACAUCGUUAGAAUUUUCAACUGGUGAUUUAUCAACAUCCUAAUUCGCUGAAUUUGCAAAAGUACUUAUAAUAGUUCAACAUUUUUUUUUUUUAUUUAUAUAUGAGUUUUAAUACCAACCAAUUAAUCGUUUAUGAACGUACAAAAGUGUCGCAUUCUUAACUUGCUAAUCUUUCCCUUAUCGAAAGCAGGCAACUAUUUUAAGUAAUGGAUGGCAUUCUUGCAUGCAUUAAAAUAUGACGGAUGGCAUGCAUGCAUGCCAUUAUCCUGAGUAUUCACAUUAUGUUCCAUUGUAAAACAUAGGUAAAUUUAUUUUCGAAAAUAAUUAGCUGCAAUUUUGUUUGUUUACAAAAUAGGAAAAUAUUACAACGAAAAAUACGAAUGCAAUGCGAAUUAUUUUUUUGACCUCAAAAGGCUUAGUGUUGUAAAGAUAUGAAUAAAGAAAAUGUGUAAUAAAAUAAACAAAAUAACA